UGUUGCUGGGGGCUUCCUGACCCUUUGCUUUGGACAAAAGGCAAGAGGCUCCUGCGACAGACUGGGAAAAACCAGUCAUGAGAAUCCAAGAUGCUGCAAGAAGAAGCGUCUGUGGAAACGAGAGGAAAACAGAACAACGCAACUGAAGUCCAGCCUCCUCCUGGUCCAGCUCUCCUAACGGAGGCCUCCCAGCUAUCAGACGCAUUGAAGAAGCCUGGACAUGACCUUCAGAGGCCAACAUGUCCUCGGUGUGGCGUCCCAGUCACUGAAAAGAGACUCAAACCUGCCUCACAGCUGCAGAGCCAACCGCAGGGCUCAGUGCACAGCGGCCAUAAGGGCAGCGAUAGUAGGAGAGGAAGGGCCAGAUCCAACCAACCUGCUCCUACACCUGCAGACUCCUGCUUUCAGCUGCUGCUGGCGUGUCUGUGGUGCCGGUUCUCUGCGGUGCUCCUGGGUGUUCUGGAGGCCUCCUCCUGCUGCCUCCAGGGCCUCUGCUCCUCCUGCUGCCACGCCUGCUCCUCCUGCUGCUCGGCCAUCCAGGACGCCCCCGCUGAGGAGUUCAGCUGCCCCACCCACUGCCACUCGGUGCUGUUUGAGUCUUGUUGUGAACCCACAGAGUUUCUGGAGUUCUGCCUGGACUGCUGUGAGAUCUGUCACCGCGGCUAAGCCAGUAGUCUAUCUGAAGGGAUGCAAACGUGCACCCAGAAAAUAAGAUGACUGUUGGUCUGUCUUAAAAGUUCAACAAAAUAGAAA
Messenger RNA from Cyprinodon tularosa, 753 nucleotides. RefSeq names its product myoD family inhibitor domain-containing protein-like. The transcript is spliced from 3 exons. Bases 91 to 666 code for a protein of 191 amino acids. The record is from RefSeq and is a predicted model, not a curated record. NCBI's taxonomy places the organism in Eukaryota, Metazoa, Chordata, Actinopteri, Cyprinodontiformes, Cyprinodontidae.